This is a messenger RNA of Striga asiatica, 2449 nucleotides long. The record is from the annotation of a GenBank genome assembly. Lineage: Eukaryota; Viridiplantae; Streptophyta; Magnoliopsida; Lamiales; Orobanchaceae.
UGAAUCUCUCUCCUCUGGGUCUGAGGGCAGUCUCUGCUGGCCAAAAAGAUGCCAAAAAAGUUUUGGCUUGUGAAUGGCCAGUUCUGGGAAAGGCCCUAACAAGGGCAUUAAUGGAUCAGUGGGAAAGUUGAUUUGGGUCCGCCAGCAAAACGGGUUAUGGUGGCCGGGCAAGAUUCUUGACCCGGAUAAGCUGCCUAAGGGCUCUGUGCCUUCACCAAGAUCAGGGACCCCUGUCAAGCUUCUUGGUAAAGAGGGUUCGAGUGUGUUAGCAUGUGGUUUUGAUGAAUGUGUUAUAAGAUCUGUUUCGUAUGGUUACGUACCACAUGAGUGUCACGUAGGCUGGUAUAAUCUCGAGAAAUCAAAAAGGGUGAAAGCAUUUCAUUAUGAGGACCAUGAUAAAUGCAUCGAGAAAUUGAAGUCAUCCAAAUAUGCUAAAAAAGACGAAGGUAGUCUUCACAUGCUGAAGCUUGAGCUCGAACGUGCUCGUCUUGACAAAAACCACACUGACCAUGAAUCGCUUUCAGAAUCUCAUCUGAGUGAAGAAAGUGAAAAUUCUGACAAGAGUUUGAUUAUUUUGGGAGAUGAUUUGGGUUCGGGCAGCAUGGAGGAAUCAAGAGGUUUGAAUGACUUGGAAGAAAAAGUGUCGAGACGUACAAGAGGGCUCAGGGACUUGGGAACGAAAGCGCCAUUGUUGCGUAAGAGAAAAAUGUCCGAAAUUGUUAAUAAUCAAGAUAUCUUGAAAAAGAAAAACAAGAGGCGUACUUUGACGAAAGCUUCUGUUCAUGAUGACAAAAAAAUGUCAAGCUCAAAUGGAUAUUCUUUGUUCGAAACCAAAGAAUCAAAAGAAAAAAACUCUGCUAGCGUUGGAUUUUCGUGUGAUGAUGCCCUGAAAAGCAAGCGGAAGGGAAAUGGAAUUUCUAGCAAGACUUUUGAGACCAAAUCUAGCAGCUUGUUUGACGUGCCUCUCAUUGCUGAAGAAAAGCACUCUGCAGCCGGGAAAGGCGAUUAUCCCGAAUGGCAGUCGAAAGGCAAGCGAAAGUCUAGGUCGAGGAAAACCUAUCCUCUCCAUGGGCUCGAAACUCGCGCGGCCCGUUUCAAUCGUGCGGGCCCCAGAAGCCUUCACGACGUGCCCCUCGAGGUGAGUUCGGGCCCUGGCCGCGGCCCGAACUGCUUGCCUUACAUCUCUAUGGCGAGCAAGCUGACUGGAUGCUCGGUCGUGGGCCACCCCCUCACGGUCGAGCUCCUUGCCAGUGGCUCUUGCGAUGAAUAUCUAAAACGGGCUGGUGGGCCCCGCAACCGCAAGGUUCGUAGGCCCGAUUCUGGAAAAAAUGGGCUCCUUUUGAAGAAGACCCGUAAGCUGUCCGCGUUGUCCGGGCCCCACAGAUUGGGCCGAGAUGAUGUGAAGAAAGGGCCCUCGGUGGCUUGCGUGCCGUUGGCUGUGGUUUUCAGCAGGAUCAAUGCUACAAUGGCGACGGUGCCAGGGCAGCUCAUAUGGGAGAUCGUGAGGAAGAACAAUUCGUUUUUGGUGAAGCAGUUUGGUAAUGGAACUGCUAGCGUCAAGUUCAGCAAGGAGCCCAACAAUCUCUACAAUGUGCACUCCUUCAAGUACUCAGGGCUGGCAAACAAGAAAACAGUGACAAUUCAACCUGGCAAGGACCAAUCUGUGCUUCUUGCAACAACGAAGACAAAGAAGCAGAACAUGCCCGCCAAUUUACUUAACAAGUCCGUCAUGAAGAAGGAAUUUCAGCGCAUGGCCAAGGCCGUUGAGAACCAGGUGGCAGAUAACAACUACAGGCCCGAUUUGAAGAAGGCAGCCCUUGCCAGAUUGAGUGCAGUCAACCGAAGCCUCAAGGUUGCCAAGUCUGGUGUCAAGAAGAGGAACAGACAGGCUUAAGGUUUUUGAAGUUGCAUCUUGGAUUUUUUAGUUGGUCUUUUCCAGUUCGUUACAAAGAAUUCCAAAUAUUUUCAGCAUCGUUAUCCAUUUCACAAAAUUUCUUGUUCGUUUAAAGUUUUGUGGUAUCAUCUUAUGUUUUGGAUCCAAAUAGACCCAGGUUACUCUGGGUUUUUGUUUUGCAUUUUGUUAGUGUUAAAGAUUGAGUUGUUUAUGUAGCGAUCAUGUCUCAAAUUUCGAAUCUCUUCAGUUAUCUUUUGAUCUGUGGGGCAAUUCGAUGCCUAAUUUUGAUGCAUUCAUGAUGAUUCUCCAAUUUAUUUUUCAUGUUUCAAACUAAUAUUUGUUAGUUAUAUAAAAUUUGCAUCUUUUUGCGUCUUUCACCACUGUUCUCUAAUAGUUUUCAACCUUGAACAAUAGCAUGAAGUCCUUUAGUGUGUGAUUGGAUAUAGAUAUGUGACUGGAUAUGUUGGUUUUGAUUUUUGUGAAGUGGGUGAACAGUUCAUUUGUCAAUCAUUUAUUUGUGAAGUGGGUGCUCUUAGGGCAUCAGUUCAUUUUCUU